Athalia rosae (coleseed sawfly) is the source of this 2664-nucleotide messenger RNA. Its product is annotated as ATP-dependent RNA helicase DDX54. NCBI's taxonomy places the organism in Eukaryota, Metazoa, Arthropoda, Insecta, Hymenoptera, Athaliidae. The record is from RefSeq and is a predicted model, not a curated record. Gene Ontology annotation, cellular component: nucleus. The coding region runs from base 88 to 2619 and encodes 843 amino acids. The transcript has 13 exons. Gene Ontology annotation, molecular function: ATP binding; RNA binding; RNA helicase activity.
UUGGUUAUAACCCCAAAAUAUAGUAGCGUUUAUUUUUCGAAAAUUUCUUCUGUACAGGAUGUUUUUAUUUUGCCAUCUCAGACCGAGAUGAACUUCCUGUUCCUGUCCAUUAAACGGAAGUCCCGUGUCAUAGGCCCUAAGAUUAUUGACAGUUUUGAAGACGAACUAAGAUCAGUGGAUUUUAAUUCGUCAAGCAAUAGUGGCAAUAGCAUAGAUAGUCCAGUAGCCCGGUUGGUAAAUUUUCGCACAUUGUGGAAUAUUAUCCACCUCGAUUUGUGUGACAGUAUGCCUGAAGAUGAAAUCAUUGGAUUUGCGGACCCAGGUGAGAAUAACGAUGAGGAUGAUGACCAGAUCAAAAGUGCUAGGAAAAAAAGUGGCAAGAAAUCUGGUGGAUUUCAAGCUAUGGGACUUAGCUUUCCUGUACUCAAAGGAGUACAAAAAAGAGGAUACAAAAUCCCUACACCUAUUCAGAGAAAGACAAUUCCAUUAGUUCUUGAAGGACGAGAUGUCGUAGCUAUGGCAAGGACAGGUAGUGGUAAAACUGCCUGCUUUCUUAUACCAUUGUUUGAGAAACUCAAGAUGCGACAAGCCAAAGCAGGAGCAAGAGCUAUAGUUCUAUCACCAACCCGUGAAUUGGCUCUGCAAACCCUAAGAUUUAUCAAGGAAUUAGGGCGAUUCACUGGAUUAAAGGCUGCUAUUAUUUUGGGUGGGGACAGUAUGGAUAAUCAGUUUAGUGUGCUCCAUGGAAAUCCUGAUAUCAUUGUCGCUACACCCGGUCGUUUUCUACACAUCUGUGUAGAAAUGGAUCUGAAACUGAACAGCAUUGAAUACAUUGUUUUUGAUGAGGCAGAUAGGCUAUUCGAAAUGGGUUUUGGUGAACAGUUACACGAAAUAGUCAAUAGACUUCCUGUUUCACGGCAGACGCUCUUGUUUUCUGCUACGCUACCCAAGGUCUUGGUAGAAUUCGCAAAAGCUGGAUUGAGCGACCCAGUCCUAUUGCGAUUGGAUGUAGAAAGUAAAUUACCAGAUGAAUUAAAGUUGAAGUUCAUCACUAGUCGACCAGAGGAAAAACUCGCCGUUCUUUUAUGUUUGUUGAAAAAUAUCAUUAAAUCGACUGAACAAACGGUUGUAUUUGCAGCUACUAUUCAUCAUGUUGAAUACAUACAUAUGCUACUAGAGAAAGCAGGGAUCAGCAACACUUACAUUUACUCAAAUCUUGAUCCUUCUGCACGUAAAAUCAAUGCAGCAAAGUUUCAAACUGGAAAAGUAAAAGUGUUAGUGGUAACAGAUGUUGCAGCUCGAGGUAUUGAUAUACCUCAGUUGGACAACGUCAUUAACUUUAACUUCCCUCCAAAGAGUAAACUUUUCGUACAUAGAGUUGGUCGCUGCGCAAGAGCUGGUCGGACUGGUACAGCCUAUAGUAUCGUCAGCCCCGAUGAACAUUCAUAUUUAAUAGAUUUACAUUUAUUCCUCGGUCGUCCUAUCCAUAUCGUACCUGCCAAUUCUACGGAGAAUGUUCCAGAAGCAGCAAUUGGUAAAAUGCCGCAAUCCAUGGUAGAAGAACAACUUACUGAAUUAAUUCUUUGGCAUCAAAACAGCUCAGAUUUGGACAAUAUUAAAAAAGUUUGCAAUAACGCCUAUCAGCAGUAUCUCAGAUCGCGACCAGGAUCUUCUACAGAUAGUGUCAAACGAGUUAAGGAAUUGCGUAUUGGUACAGCAGGUGUAAUACCAGAAUAUUGCGAUGUAACUCCUGCAGCAGCAGAUCUACUUUCUAGGAUGAAAAAUUAUCGCCCGCCAGGAACAGUGUUUGAAAUUGGCAUGAAGCCAUCGUCGGUAGAUUAUACGGUGAUGAAAGCAAAACGGGCCUUUCACAAGGAAAAUAUAUCAAAUUUCCACAGAAAAGAGGAAGAACGAGAAGAGAAAAAAGCAGAAGCAACUGAGAAAUUGUCGAAAAAGUCUAAGUUAAUGCCUAGCAGCGCGGACGAAAUCAAUGCUGCGUUCAGUUCGAUAAUAACUCCGAAAAAAAGAAAGAUGGAUGAUCUGUACCGGGCGAAGAAACAGAAAAAACUGAAAGUUACGCGUGAUGAAGAAUUUUAUAUUCCAUACUCCGCGCCCGACAAACACACCGAGGAAGGCUUGGCAGUAAAUAGCUUCUCUGCUGAAGCCAAUAGAUUGCAAAUGGAUUUGACAGCAGAUAGUGAGGACUCUCGCCGUCUUCAAACUGAAAUGAAACGUUGGGAUCGUAAAAAGAAGAAGAUGGUUGUAGCUAAAAAGGAGCCCAAAUCAUCAAAAAUUCGGACGGAGUCAGGUGUAUGGAUACCUGCUACUUACAAAGGCAAUCGCUAUAAUCAAUGGAAAGAGAAAACGAAGGCAUAUGCUGCGAAUGAUGAUGACGAUGAAGAACCAGAAACACACCGAAAACUACAAACUACGUCGAAUACUCACUGGGCACGCCACAAUCAAAAAUCAAAGGAAAAAGCUAAACAGGCAGAGCUCAAGCGACCUGAGCAGAUAUUGAAGGCCAGAAUUUUGAUGGAAAAGAAGCUGAGAAAAAACACUAAAAAGAAAGGCAAGGGUCGAGGAAAAGGAAGCAAAGGUAACAAUAAAGGACGAUCUUAAUUUACUAUAUCAAAGUAGAAAUAAAAUAUUUUGUUGAAGACUAAA